This is a messenger RNA of Olea europaea var. sylvestris, 885 nucleotides long. RefSeq lists its product as uncharacterized. The transcript is spliced from 6 exons. Bases 132 to 677 code for a protein of 181 amino acids. Gene Ontology annotation, cellular component: cytosol; nucleus. Lineage: Eukaryota; Viridiplantae; Streptophyta; Magnoliopsida; Lamiales; Oleaceae. The record is from RefSeq and is a predicted model, not a curated record. Gene Ontology annotation, molecular function: protein-folding chaperone binding; Hsp90 protein binding. Gene Ontology annotation, biological process: chaperone-mediated protein complex assembly; protein folding.
GUUCUCAAAAGAUUCGCCCAGUUUCAUCGAAGUCGCUCGAAUCUUCCAAUUGUCCUUUAUAGCAUUCCUCAUACCAUUUUCACCUGGCUGAUCUGCAUUUCUAGGGUUAUUGUCUCUCACUAAAUUACAUUAUGAGUCGACAUCCUGAGGUGAAGUGGGCGGAAAGGGAGGAUUUGGUAUAUCUUACGGUGCUACUGCCUGAUGCUAAAAAUCCCAAGGUCAAUCUUGAUCCAGAGGGAGUUUUUACAUUCUCUGCUACAGCUGGAAUGGACAACAUUUUGUAUGAACUGAAGCUAAAUCUUCAUGAUAAAGUUAAUGUAGAGGAGAGCAAAAUAAACAUAGGUGUGAGAAAUAUAUUUUGCGUCUUGGAGAAAGCAGAGAAGAAAUGGUGGACGAAAUUAUUGCGGGGAGAUGAGAAGGUACCUCACUAUGUGAAAGUGGACUGGGAUAAAUGGGUGGAUGCAGAUGAUGAAGCUGGUCCUGCUGAUUUUGAUAUGGGUGGAAUGGAUUUCUCGAAAUUCGGUGACAUGGGUGGCAUAGGAGAUGAUGCUAUGGGGGAUGACCUCGAGGAUAGUGAUGAUGAAGAGCUGGAAGUUGAAAAGCCCGAAGAGAAGACUGCUGACGAAACAGAAGGUGAAUCUUCUGGCCUCAAAACAGAAUCGACCCAGAGUGCUUAAUUGUGUAUUUCAACCGUGGUGCUUUAGAUGGAAGUGGUAUUUCUGGUGAUUAACAGAGCAUGUAUUUGCUUGUGAAAUGAAUGGGUCAUUUUACUUGGAUUAUGUACUGGAAGCUUUGUUUUUUCGUGUCGAGAUUGAAUACUAUUGAGACUCAUCUCUGUGGUUCUUGUGAUAAGUUUAUUGGGAUUUGAAACGCCGGUUUCUUGUU